Molecule: messenger RNA, 732 nt
Organism: Acanthosepion pharaonis
Lineage: Eukaryota; Metazoa; Mollusca; Cephalopoda; Sepiida; Sepiidae
Source: the annotation of a GenBank genome assembly
AUGCAUUUGGAUUAUUUCGCCCGUUCAUAUAUUUCUCUUUCUGUCUUUCUUAAUCUAUUUAUAAUGGAAUUGCUCACUCUAUUCCUAUCUAUCUGCUUUAUUUUUACGAAUAUGUUGCUAGCUAUUUGUUCUCGUUUUCUGUAUUUGCUAAUAAAAAAAAAAAAAACAUCUAUCUAUCUAUCUAUCUAUCUAUCUAUCUAUCUAUCUAUCUAUCUAUCUCAGUUUGUUCAUAUCUAUCUAUCUAUCUAUCUCAGUUUGUUCAUAUCUACCUAUCUAUCUAUCUAUCUAUCUAUCUCAGUUUGUUCAUUAUCUAUCUAUCUAUCUAUCUAUCUCAGUUUGUUCAUAUCUAUCUAUCUAUCUAUCUAUCUCAGUUUGUUCAUAUCUAUCUAUCUAUCUCAGUUUGUUCAUAUCUAUCUAUCUAUCUAUCUAUCUAUCUCAGUUUGUUCAUAUCUAUCUAUCUAUCUCAGUUUGUUCAUAUCUAUCUAUCUAUCUAUCUAUCUAUCUAUCUAUCUAUCUAUCUCUGUUUGUUCAUAUCUAUCUAUCUAUCUAUCUAUCUAUCUCAGUUUGUUCAUAUCUAUCUAUCUAUCUAUCUAUCUAUCUAUCUAUCUAUCUAUCUCACGACUUUUCAAUGCGACUGCUACAACGACGAUGAUAUUUCUUAUCUCUGACUCGCCACUAGACCGACUCACUGCAACGACAGUCUCUCUCUCUCUCAACGUCACUCUCGUCUAA